AUGCCUCCAUCUCCCCUCGACGACAGAAUUGUGGUGGCGCUGCCAAGGCCGAUCCGACCUCAGGAACUCCGACUGUGCCUGGACACCAGCUACCUGGACACCACCGUCACCAGCCACGGCAGCAAGACAACGGUCAUCAGCACCACGGUGGUGAAGAUCCCGGCGACCAACCUCACGUAUAUGCCCUCAUCCAACGGCUCCACACGCUCCCUGUCGUGUGGAUGCAGCAGUGCCAGCUGCUGCUCGGUCACCACCUACGAGAAGGACAGCAGGAACAACCAGCGCCACCAGCAGAGCCACCAGAGUCACGUGAGCCAGGUGAGCGCCAGCAGCCCCAACCUCAGCUAUGCUGGACCCGCCUCUUCCUCCAACCCCAUGGGCAUGGUCCACCAUGAGGCCUUUAGCGACCCCAGUCUCACCUCAGGCCCACCCAAGGCUCUAGGGUCCACCAUCCGGGUCAUCCACCCCAAUGAGCUGGCCAAGAGAAUGGCCAGAUGCCCCAUGGGCCACCUGGUCGGGACGGUCCCAGUCAUCAUCGAUUGCCGACCCUUCAUGGAGUACAACAAGAGCCACAUCCAGGGCGCGGUACACAUCAACUGUUCGGACAAGAUCAGCCGGCGGCGGCUGCAGCAGGGCAAGAUCACAGUGCUGGACCUCCUGUCGUGCCGCGAGUCUUCCAGCAAGGACUCCUUCAAAAGCAUCUUCUCCAAAGAGAUCGUGGUGUAUGACGAAAACACCAUGGAUCCCCAGAGGGUGACCUCCUCGCAGCCCCUCCAUGUGGUCCUGGAUUCGCUGAGGAGGGAGGGCAAGGACCCCAUCGUUCUCAAAGGGGGCCUCAGCUCCUUUAGACAGAACCACCAGAGCCUGUGUGACCACUCCCUCCACCUCCACGAGAUCCUGAACGCCAGCAGUGGGGCCUCCGGCCACACGGGGGCGCUACCUCACUCCAUGUCCCUGCCCUCCACACCGGACAUCGAGAAUGCCGACCUGACGCCAAUUCUGCCCUUCCUCUACUUGGGCAAUGAGCACGACGCGCAGGACACCCACAAGCUGCAGCGCUACAACAUCAGCUUCGUGCUUAACGUUACCACCCACCUGCCGCUUUACCAUUACGAUACAGGUCUCUUCAGCUACAAGCGGCUGCCCGCAACCGACAGCAACAAGCAGAACCUGCGCCAGUACUUUGAGGAGGCGUUUGAAUUCAUCGAGGAAGCACAGCAAGCAGGGGUGGGCCUCUUGAUCCACUGCCAGGCGGGUGUGUCUCGCUCGGCCACCAUUGUCAUCGCCUACCUGAUGAAGCACACCUGGAUGACCAUGACAGACGCCUACAAGUUCGUCAAGACCCGGCGGCCCAUCAUCUCACCCAACCUUAACUUCAUGGGCCAGCUGCUUGAGUUCGAGGAGGACUUGAACAACGGUGUCACGCCGCGCAUCCUCACGCCAAAGCUCAUUGGGGUGGAGACCAUGGUUUAGGAGGACACCCGCCAUUCCUGCUUUAGGAGGACAUCCAACAGGCUACUCUUAAAGGCGGAUUCUGAGAGAGAAAUCUUUAUUUCAGAAUCUCCUAAUCAUGCUCUUUUGGGACUGUCACAGGAGUGCCAAAGUUCUUGAGAUGAGAUACGCCAAAAAUCCCAGCUGUUCCGAACUGGCCGGCUUCCCGGAGGAACAGAAGUGUUGGGGAGAGAAAACGGUCAGUGGGAAGCUGUCUGUGCAUGACAACGGAGGAGCAAAAACAUGGAAGGAAAGGAAAAUAGAUAAAACGCCAUGUUCUGUGGGGACUGAGCAAUUUAGUAGUUAGAGAAACUGAACUCUUCAGGCUCACACUGUGCUGUGGCUCAUGGUUAAUGUUGCAGGCAUGGGGCCGAGCUGGCCGAGGCGGUGCCUGUCAGAAAAGAUGAAGACUUGUUUGGUGUGUUGAUGUUCUUGUUCUAUUUUUAGACAGGAGUUUAUGGGAGUGACCAUGACAAGUCCAAAGUGGCUUACUGUGCAAUAAUUUCUGAGUGGACUGCGCCUGAGAGCUUGAUAUUAUGUGUAUAUAUGGGUAUUCAAUGACGAUUAAACAUUUCCAGCUUGCCGCUGAUUUGACA
Molecule: messenger RNA, 2087 nt
Organism: Salvelinus namaycush (lake trout)
Lineage: Eukaryota; Metazoa; Chordata; Actinopteri; Salmoniformes; Salmonidae
Product: dual specificity protein phosphatase 10-like
Exons: 3
Coding region: 1-1473 (490 amino acids)
Biological process (GO): negative regulation of JUN kinase activity; protein dephosphorylation
Cellular component (GO): cytosol; cytoplasm
Molecular function (GO): protein tyrosine/threonine phosphatase activity; MAP kinase tyrosine/serine/threonine phosphatase activity
Source: RefSeq, a predicted model, not a curated record